AUGUCGGGUCUUCGGCAACUGAUCCACUCCACGUACAAGACCGCGGCGGAGAAGGUCCUCCCAACACUGUCACAGUCGGCUUUCAAGGAGAAAGGGGUCCUGACCCCGCAAGAAUUUGUGACCGCGGGAGACUACCUGGUGCACUCGUGCCCGACAUGGUCCUGGGAAGCGGGUGAUGCACGGAAGGCAAGACCCUUCCUUCCAGACGACAAACAGUACCUCAUAACCAGGAAUGUACCCUGCCUGAGGAGGGCCGCAGACGUGGAGGAGUAUGGCGAGCGGGAUGAGUUUGAGGUGGAGGAAAGCGCGAGCGGCGGGGAUGGCUGGGUGACUGCCAGCUCGAGGCCCAGCGCCCCCCUCUCUUCCACGAACGAGGAGGGGUUUGAGGAGAUCCCCAGCAUCAGCGACCCACUCAAGGACCUCACCCUUGGGGACGGGGCGGGGGCCAGCCGCGCCGCUGCACGCCUUGAGGAGGAGGACGACGAUGCCAUCCCCGACCUCGCCGACCUAGAUGACAGCGAGGAUGUCGGCACGGUGGAGGCGGGCAAGGGUCCGGACGCCGCCGUGCAGCCGGGCGCGAACGAGGCGGGGGAUGGCGUGCGGCGCACCCGCACCUACGACCUCGUCAUCACUUACGACAAGUAUUACCAGGUGCCGCGCUUCUGGCUCAUUGGCUACGACGAGCGCCGGCAGCCCCUGGCCCCCGAUCAGGUGCUGGAGGACAUCUCGGCGGAGCACGCGCGCAAGACGGUCACGGUGGAGCCGCACCCUCAUGGCGUGGCCGGGGUGCAGGCGGCCUCCAUCCACCCCUGCCGCCACGCCAAUGUCAUGCGGAAGCUGGCGGGCGUCGUGACGGAGGGCCGGGCAGAGUUCCGAGUAGAACACUACCUCAUCCUGUUCCUCAAGUUCAUCGCGAGCGUGGUGCCCACCAUAGAGUAUGACUACACGAUGCCAGCCGGCGGCAACUAG
Molecule: messenger RNA, 969 nt
Organism: Auxenochlorella protothecoides
Lineage: Eukaryota; Viridiplantae; Chlorophyta; Trebouxiophyceae; Chlorellales; Chlorellaceae
Product: Autophagy-related protein 3
Exons: 8
Coding region: 1-969 (322 amino acids)
Biological process (GO): nucleophagy; autophagosome assembly; autophagy of mitochondrion
Cellular component (GO): cytosol; cytoplasmic ubiquitin ligase complex
Molecular function (GO): Atg8-family ligase activity
Source: RefSeq, a predicted model, not a curated record